CACCCGAAUCAGCCCGAUCACUGCCGACUCGAGUAGAUAGCAAGGCGUAUGGACCUUUCCCUUCGGCUACAAUUCCGCCAAUUUGGGUGUACCUCGGGUGGAUCCCGACAGGUUCCCUUGGUCCCUCUUUUUGCCUCUUCCUCUCCUGGUCUGCUCGAAGUAGGUAUGCGCAUGCAUCAUUCCUACCCUGGUCAUGGAUGGGCGCCGGCCAACCCCUCGCUCGACUCGCCUGUGCCGAGCUUGCGACGGCACUCGCCCAGGUCCAACGCGCCGUCGGGAGCUGUAUUCUUUAACAAUUCCAUGGUGCCUUACAUUCUUCGUCUUUUUACCAGCAAGCCUACUUCUCCCGUCUAUUUCUUCCAGAACAUCCAAUCUUCUGCUUCCUUUACACCUCUCCCAUCCCAAUCCAAUUGCUCUUGUUCUCCUUGAAAACUAAAGAUACCCCGCGUACUACGCUUACCAUAACCGUCAUCCUGUCUCAAGACGAAGCUUGUGCGCAUUCCUCUAACACGUGAAACCCUUCCUGCGACAAC
Molecule: messenger RNA, 533 nt
Organism: Colletotrichum phormii
Lineage: Eukaryota; Fungi; Ascomycota; Sordariomycetes; Glomerellales; Glomerellaceae
Exons: 2
Coding region: 49-429 (126 amino acids)
Source: RefSeq, a predicted model, not a curated record